AUGAACGGCGAGGAGCAGUACUACGCGGCCACGCAGCUUUACAAGGACUCAUGCGCGUUCCAGCGAGGCCCGGCGCCGGAGUUCAGCGCCGGCCCCCCUGCGUGCCUGUACAUGGGCCGCCAGCCCCCGCCGCCGCCGCCGCACCCGUUCCCUGGCGCCCUGGGCGCGCUGGAGCAGGGCAGCCCCCCGGACAUCUCCCCGUACGAGGUGCCCCCCCUCGCCGACGACCCCGCGGUGGCGCACCUUCACCACCACCUCCCGGCUCAGCUCGCGCUCCCCCACCCGCCCGCCGGGCCCUUCCCGGAGGGAGCCGAGCCGGGCGUCCUGGAGGAGCCCAACCGCGUCCAGCUGCCUUUCCCAUGGAUGAAGUCUACCAAAGCUCACGCGUGGAAAGGCCAGUGGGCAGGCGGCGCCUACGCUGCGGAGCCGGAGGAGAACAAGCGGACGCGCACGGCCUACACGCGCGCACAGCUGCUAGAGCUGGAGAAGGAGUUCCUAUUCAACAAGUACAUCUCACGGCCGCGCCGGGUGGAGCUGGCUGUCAUGUUGAACUUGACCGAGAGACACAUCAAGAUCUGGUUCCAAAACCGCCGCAUGAAGUGGAAAAAGGAGGAGGACAAGAAGCGCGGCGGCGGGACAGCUGUCGGGGGUGGCGGGGUCGCGGAGCCUGAGCAGGACUGCGCCGUGACCUCCGGCGAGGAGCUUCUGGCGCUGCCGCCGCCGCCGCCCCCCGGAGGUGCUGUGCCGCCCGCUGCCCCCGUUGCCGCCCGAGAGGGCCGCCUGCCGCCUGGCCUUAGCGCGUCGCCACAGCCCUCCAGCGUCGCGCCUCGGCGGCCGCAGGAACCACGAUGA
Messenger RNA from Pan troglodytes (chimpanzee), 852 nucleotides. RefSeq names its product pancreatic and duodenal homeobox 1 (gene PDX1). Lineage: Eukaryota; Metazoa; Chordata; Mammalia; Primates; Hominidae. Gene Ontology annotation, molecular function: DNA-binding transcription factor activity, RNA polymerase II-specific; RNA polymerase II cis-regulatory region sequence-specific DNA binding. The record is from RefSeq and is marked provisional. Gene Ontology annotation, biological process: type B pancreatic cell differentiation; regulation of transcription by RNA polymerase II. Gene Ontology annotation, cellular component: nucleus.